This is a messenger RNA of Ochlerotatus camptorhynchus, 3727 nucleotides long. RefSeq names its product smoothened (gene smo). Gene Ontology annotation, cellular component: cilium; plasma membrane; dendrite. Lineage: Eukaryota; Metazoa; Arthropoda; Insecta; Diptera; Culicidae. Gene Ontology annotation, molecular function: patched binding; transmembrane signaling receptor activity. Gene Ontology annotation, biological process: commissural neuron axon guidance; central nervous system development; pattern specification process. Bases 163 to 3345 code for a protein of 1060 amino acids. The transcript has 4 exons. The record is from RefSeq and is a predicted model, not a curated record.
AAGUAGCAUCACCAUCAUCGUUCAUAACUUUAUACGCUGGCUGAGGAACGAGUUGUUAUUAGUUUUAUUGUUAUUGUUCAGCCUGGGUGCUCCGCCCGGGAGUGAUCAACGGCAGUCGAUUGGGAGGAAGGUCGAGAGGAUUGUUUUCAUGUACCAUACAGAAUGGCAUCCCACCUGUGUGCGGUGAUCUUGGUCGCCUUAGUUCUUUUCGGAACCCAAAACUACGCGAAAGAAUUCACACCGUCCACGAAUCUCAUAACCCCGGCGGAGUCGCCCCGCUUGGAACCGAUCAAUGGGACGCGGAACUUCCGGAUGCACGGCAAGAAAGGCAAAGAUGACAAAACCUGGUUCGAUGGCCGCGAGAUGCGUUACAUCUACUGCGUACGGCCGGCCAAGUGUGAACCGAUCCGGCACAAGUCCUGCCUGGGCUCGCCGCUGCCGUAUUCCUCCAUCAGUCUCGAUCUGACCGAUUCGUUCAGCCAGGAGCAAACCCACGACAAACUGUACCAGUACAAUGCGCUGCGCCACGUGCCAAAGUGUUGGGCCGUCAUCCAACCGUUCCUGUGUGCAGUCUUUACGCCCAAAUGCGAAAAGAUCAACGGACGGGACAUGGUGUACCUGCCUUCGUUGGAGAUGUGCAAGAUCACGCUGGAACCGUGUCGGAUACUGUACAAUACCAGCUACUUUCCGGAGUUCCUCAAGUGCAACGAAACGCUGUAUCCGUCGAAGUGCAACAAUGACGUGCGGGAGGAGAUGAAGUUCAACGCUACGGGGCAGUGUCUGAAACCGCUGGUCGGAGCGGAUUCCCCUGCGAAUUACUAUAAAGAUAUCGAGGGAUGCGGCCUGCAGUGCAAAGAUCCACUGUUCACCGAUCACGAGCACCGUCAGAUUCACAAGUUGAUCGCGUGGGGUGCCGGAGUCUGCCUGACGUUCAAUUUGUUUACGAUCGCAACGUUUGCGAUCGAUUGGCACAAUGCGAACAAGUAUCCGGCGUUGGUGAUCUUCUACAUCAACUUUUGCUUCAUGGUGUCCUGUUUGGGCUGGCUUGCUCAAUUCACUCCUGGUAGUCGGGAGGACAUCGUCUGUCGCAAGGAUGGAACUCUGCGCAUUUCGGAACCCAGUGCCGGUGAGAAUCUCUCGUGUAUUGUGGUGUUUAUUUUGGUUUACUACUUCCUAAUUGCGGCCAUGGUUUGGUUCGUCAUUUUCACCUACGUGUGGCAUAUGAGCUUCAAAGCUAUUGGGAAAAUUCAGGAUAGGAUCGAUAAGAAGGGAUCGUACUUCCAUUUGAUUGCGUGGUCACUGCCGCUGGUGCUGACGAUAACGAUCAUGGCUCUGAGUGAGAUCGAUGGAAACAGUACGGUUGGGAUUUGCUUCGUGGGGUACUUGAAUCAUCCGAUUAGGGCGGGCUUUCUGCUGGGGCCGGUGGCUUGUGUUCUGUUCAUUGGAGGGUACUUCCUAGGAAGAGGACUGCUGACGCUGAUCAAGCUGAAGAUAUCUAGCAAGGAGAUUAUCUCGGCUCGUGCUAGUAAGAAAAUCCGACAGACAAUUGUCCGGAUGGGAAUCUGUACAAUGUUCACGUUUGUGUUCAUCGUUGCGACCAUUUUCUGCCACAUUCAUGAGUUCAAAAACACUGAAAGUUGGGCACUGGCGCUUAAAAAGUACAUCAUCUGUCAGAUUUCGUCGACGUACACGGAUGUGACGAGCGCUUGCAAGCUUCAGAGUCGCCCAAGUGUGGCAAUCCUACAGCUUCAUCUGAUUUGCUUAUUCGCGUCGGGUAUCGUGAUGUCUUCGUGGGUUUGGACCAACUCCACCUUGGAAACGUGGGGUCGUUAUUUUCGGAGGCGCUUCCGACCAGAUGUCGAGGAACCCGUGAAACUACAGAAGCAUAAAGUUAUCGCUCAGGCUUUUGCGAAGAGGAAGGAAUUUCAAAACCAGGGACGGUUGUCGAUCUCCUUUCACAACUCCCACACCGACCCCGUUGGUUUGAAGUUCGAUAUCAAUUCGGCGAUUGGGAGUCACGACUUCAGUUCGACGUGGGCGAACAAUUUGCCACGGUUUGUGAACAGGAGGUACGCUUUGACCGGGGCGGCAACUAGCUCCAGCCAUGAUCCAAGGAAAAAUUCGGUAGAUUCGGAGAUCAGCUUCAGUGUGAGGCACGUGUCGGUGGAGUCGAGGAGGAAUUCCAUAGAUUCUCAGGUUUCGGUGAAGAUUGCCGAGAUGAAGACCAAGGUGGCCAGCAGAAGCCGCAGUGGAGUAAGUAGUAGCAAGCAUCAUCAAAAAAAUAGACACCACCGGCGGCGAGAUUUCACGGCAUCCGGCCGUAGAUAUAGUCGGAAAGAGAGUAGCACCUCGGUGGAAUCUCAAAUCAUUACAGCAAUUCAAAAGGGUAGACAUUCGUCCACCAGUGGAAAUAGCCAAUUUUUCGGAGCUAACAAUAUGCAACGGAGAACAGGUAUCGGUGGCAUGGAUGCGGAUCAGCUGAAUAAUUUUAUUUCCAAUGGCAAAUUGCUGCUGCCGUUUUUGCAUCAACCCGGGCUAACUACCUCGGAGGAUGAUAACGAGUCCAAUGCGUCCUUCAAAGUUCAGGAUUCGAAAUUUGAUGUGAUUCUGAAGCACAUCGGAGCAGCUGGAACGUCGAACCGUGCCGACUCGCACAACACCAGCUGUCAAAUCGAAGAAUACCACUCCAGUGACGAUGAGAAGCUGAACCUGAAGCAGUCCAGCCGGGACGAUUUUACCAGCAUGAAAGAUGGAAUGAAAAGCAGUAAGGAGGGAGGCCGAGGCAGUAAGAACAGUUCCAAAAGUGUACGCAGUAAGAAGUCCUCCUCCAGACAAGGAACCAUAAGAAAGUCCCAGAAACACUCUCGGGCUAGCCAGAAGAGUCAACGUAACGAAAAGAAGGAGAAAGCUCGGGAACGAGAACGAGAGAAAGAACGGGAAAAAGAGCGCGAGAAAGAGUUGCAACUGAUCGAGCGAAACAAUAUCACCGAUUUCAACGAUUCCUCCUUCACAUCCUUCUGCUCGGAACUGUCCCCGCUGAAUGUGAACAGUUCCUAUUCGGGAAUAUCGCUGACAAAAACGAACUCCCGCAACUCCAAGCGCAGUUGCGACGUUGGCAUUCAAGCUAAUGCCUACGAAAUCGCCACCCAAACCAUGUCUUCGUUCGAGUUCAGCGAGAAGGCGCUGAAAAACGAAGAAAACGAAGACAUUUACACGGAAAACCACCAACUGCUAGGGCCCAAACUGGUGCCCCAGGUUGUGCAAGCCCCUCGAAAACGUGAAAUCGCCGACGUAAGCUUGACUGAAGCGGAAAAGCUAAAACAGCUACUCCUUCCAUCCAAGUAGUAAACGGAGCUGAACAAAAAUACUCAUAUUCGAAUAUUUUCUAGGAUCAAUUUUUGAUUUUUACUUUAAGAUAUACAAACUAAAGAGUAGAUCUAUAGAGUACAUUAUGAAUCUCUGCGAGAUUCUCCACAAAUAAAAUUUUACACGAAAUGACCGGUGCCUUUUUGCAUGAUGAACCAAUUGUGCACACAAUUAAUCGAACGCGCAACGAAUCAAAGAGCAGCAAGCAUUUAUUGAAACCACGCAUUGUCCAGCAUACUCGGAGACAAUCCUCUAACAAUAAGGUUUAAGACUGAUUUUAAGAGAACACAGAGGAAAUUAGAAGAAGAAAAAACUCACAGUUGACGAUAUGCGCACACGAUCAACUGAAUCAUACUCAAAA